GUUUUGGAUGAGGGUGGAGUUAGGGUUACUAAUGAGGUUAAGUUUGGAGUUCGGGGUGGGGCUCGGGAGAGGUUUUGGGUUAAGGCUGAGGUUAGGCUUAGGGCUGAGUCUAUGGUUAGGGUUAGAGCUCAGACCACAUUUAGGUUUGGGGCUGAGGCUUCUGCUUAGGUUGAGGGUGAGUGUUAGGCCUGAGGCUAGGCUUAGGCCUGAAGCCACGGUUAGGUUUGGGGUUGGACUGAUUAGACCCACUCUGACCCAUUACAAUGAGGUACUACCACAGAACUGACUCUCUGUCGAUAAAGAACAUGAGAUGCUGUCAGCUUGUCCAAACAGAGGUCCAAUAUUAAGGAAAUAGUGCACUGUUGGAGGGUUGAUAAAUACAAUAUAAUAUGAAUGGAGUGCUGCACUGUCAGAGGGUUAAUGACGUGGGAGUGCUGAAAUAGCGCAGAAUCAGACCUGAGAGAGUGCUGCACGUUCAGAGAGUUAGUACUGAGGGAGUGCUAUAAUGUCAGAGGAUUGAUAUCAAGAGGCACCGCCGAAGGAUCAGUAGCGCAGUACUGUCCGAAGGCCAAUAUUGAGAGAGUUCUGCUGCGUCAGUGGGGGUCGAUAUUACAGAAUUGUGACACUAUCAGUGUAUCGAUGUCAGACGGUCAGUUCUGAGGGAGGGCUACGCUGUUGGAGGGUCAAUAUUGAGUGUGUGCGCGACACUCAGAUGAUCACUUUGUUGGAGUUCUGCACUGUAACGGAGUGCCACACUGGCAGCGGGUUAAUAUUAAGGGAGUGCUGCACUGUCAGAGGGUGAAAGAUGAGGGAGGGCUUCUCUUUGUGGGGGUGGGUAUGAAAGAGAACCUCCCGUUCGGGGAUCAAUAUUAAUGUUGUAGAGUCAGUAGAGAGGCAGUGCUGCACUGUGGAGGGUCAAUAAGAAGCAUGUAGCUCCACUGGCAAGGUGCCAGUGAUGACAGAAUGCUGCACUGCCAGAGCAUCAGCAAUGAGGGAAAACUGUUUUGUCAGAGUGCCUUCGUCAAGAAAGUGCCACUCUGUCGGAAGGCCAAUAUUAAGGGAGUGCUGCACUGUCACAGGAUCAAUAUUAGGGGUAUACUGCACUAACAGAGGGUCAGUGUUGAUUGAAUGCUUGACUGUUGCAGAGCCAGGACUGAGGGAAUCCUGCAUCGUUACGGUGUCAUCAUUGAGGGAGUGCUGCACUGUUGAAGGGCCGAUAGUAAGGGAGUGUGACACUGUCAGAGUGUCAUUACCAAAGGUGGGCUACAGUAUCAAAGGUACCACGCUGAGUAUUGUUGUCCCGAUAGUUCUUUCGUAUCAGUCCGUGUGUAUUCCUGGGCGAAUGUGCUCGUGUGGUCUCAGGAGUUGCGGAGGUCACGGCUCUGGGACAGCCGUUUCAUCGCCCUAUGCUGCAGAACCUACCCCGGAAGAGAGAGCCCAGAGAAUUGCCAAAGCUGUCCACAAACAGUCAACAGAAGUGAAGGAAAAUUGGGAGCAAUUGAAAACCCGUGCGAGCAACUGGCAGAAACAGGUGGAAAAGGCGUUGGAGAAACUUCAAGAACUGCAGAAAGCGCUGGAUGAUCUUGAGGCUCAUGUGAUAACAGCUGAGGGGGUCCACACUGAUGGGCAACCUGUGGGUGACCUGCUUAUUGACUCAUUGCAGGAUCACAUUGAUAAAACCACAGUUAAAAGUCGACACCUUUUCAGUUCACUGCAGUGCUGCAUAAUGAAGACUUGGAACAUAUUUUUUAUAAAGUAGAAAAUCAGUGUGGUUUGUUUUCCAAAAUGUGAUGUGUAAGUGCAACACUUAACAGUGUGUUCAUCAAACUCUUGUUUCCUUUGAUCUUUGUGUUGCAGAAAUUUCUAGAAUCAUUUCAUAUGUAUUUUUCUUGAUAUAUUUUAGCAGCUUUCCUGGAGCAAGUCUGUUUUCCUUCGGAUGAGACGACUUUCAGACAUACUCCGUUUAUUGUGAGAUUUAAUUGGGGGAAAAUGAGGAGGAUUUUUAUCCACUGAGACACACAUGACUUUCUGUUUAAAGCAUUGGAAAAAGCAUUCUGUUAGGACUGUCAUGCUAUCUGGUGUUUGUACCAGGCUUCCCAAUUAACUGCAAGUGAUUCAGGAUGCUCAUGGAUGCCACAUGUUAUUACAAGAGGAAAUGAACAUCCAAGUAAGGAUUUUAUACCACAUUUAUACAUAGCAUGGACUAUGCAGCAUGGAUGCAGUGACUGAGUGAAAUGGGAAGCAGUGACUGAGUGAAAUGGGAAGCAGUGACUGAGUGAAAUGGGAAGCAGUGACUGUGGGAAAUGGGAUGCAGUGACGGAGGGAAAUGGGGAUGCAGUGAAUGAGGGAAUAGGGAUGCAGUGACUGAGACAAAUGGGAUGCACUGACAGAGGGAAAUGAGAUACAGUGCCUCAGUGAAAUGCUCACAGCGAAUUCCCCCUCCAGUUCAGACCUCGUCACAGUGACUUGCCCCCUCCGUCCUGACCCGCUCACAGCGAAUUCCCCCCUCCAUCCUCACCCGCUCACAGUGACUAGCCCCUGCAGUCCUGACUUGCUCACAGCGACUUCUCUCUGCAGUCCUGACCCGCUCAUUGCGACUUGCCCCUCCGUGCUGACCCGCUCACAGUGGCUUGCCCCCUCACUCUUGACCCGCUCACAGCGACUUGCCCCCUCACUCCUGACCUGCUGUCCAUUGAGGAAACGAAGCAGAGGCUUGGGGACCGCUUUGCAGAACACCUCCGCUCGGUUCGCAACAAACACCUGCAGCCUCACAGCACUGGGGGCACAGGUUCAAUUCCAGCCUCAGGCAACUGUCUGUGUGGAAUUUGCACCUUGUCCCUGUGUCUGUGUGGGUUUCCUCCAGGUGCUCCGGUCUCCUCCCACCGUCCAAAGAUGUGCACUGUAGGUGGAUUGGCCAUGCUAAAUUGCCCAUAGUGUUCAGGGGCGUGGGUCUGGGUGGGAUGCUCCAAGGUUUGGUGUGCACUUGUUGGGCCAAAGGGCCUGUUUCCACACUGUAGGGAAUCUAAACAAUCCUGUUCCCACAUCUCCAUGUUAUAACCCUGCUGAUCACUGCCCACAGAGAUGUUUGACAACAAAAGGAUAACAAUAAUAUUCAAACCCAGUGCUGGACAUGUAUUUUAAAUGAGUAUUUUAAAUACACUGAGGCCAGUGUCGAUCUCCAAUUCAACUUUUAUUUGCAAAUGAACUGUCUUCAACUUUAGCACUGCCUCAUGCAGAGAUAGUUACCAGGGUGUCAGCAUCUCUGACCCUCACACUUCUUAUCUGUCAGCCAGGGCUCCCUGAUUUGGGCUGUUAAUAUGGACCAAUCAGGCAACUCAUAUUCUUUGAGGUCAAACUGGCCGACCUGGUCACAAACCAGUGCAGUGUGUUCAUCGAAAAUCAAACAUGUACCAGAAAGGUAACAUUACAUACCCGUGUAAAGGAAGGCAUGAGGCCAAACUGGGGAGGGAAAGGGAACUGCUUAUUGGGGGUGGCCCAGAGAGUGGAAGAAAAUCGAAUGGGAAGAAGACCGUUUGAGACUGAGGGAGAGAGAUGUAAUUGCCUGAAUCAGGAAUUCCAUUUGCGAAAUGGAUUUUUGUGUAUACACCAUGUUCAGUUUCCCCGAUCUUCAUCUGUACUCCUCUUUAAAUCAUUAGUAUCUGAUAUUUCUGUAUCAUUUCCAAAUGUUCUGUCUCUAAUGUUAUGCUGUUGGAAUUGGUUGAACUGCAGAGAUAUCACUUAUUUGCACAAAUGCGUUCAGUGAAAUGAGCUGCAUGCUAUAUAUGUAUUAUUCUUCCUGAUUCUAUUAUA
Molecule: messenger RNA, 3810 nt
Organism: Stegostoma tigrinum
Lineage: Eukaryota; Metazoa; Chordata; Chondrichthyes; Orectolobiformes; Stegostomatidae
Product: utrophin-like
Exons: 4
Coding region: 956-1759 (267 amino acids)
Biological process (GO): synaptic signaling
Cellular component (GO): plasma membrane
Source: RefSeq, a predicted model, not a curated record